UGCGCUUUCUGUUGGAUGCUGUCGCCGCGCUGAAUGCGUAAGGACGGGCCGAGAAAUGUCCCAGAUGCUGCACAUCGAGAUCCCCAAUUUCGGGAACACCGUGCUGGGCUCCCUGAACGAGCAGCGCCUGCUGGGCCUCUACUGCGAUGUCUCCAUCGUGGUCAAGGGCCAGGCCUUCAAGGCCCACCGGGCGGUGCUGGCCGCCAGCAGCCUCUACUUCCGGGACCUCUUUAGCGGGAACAGCAAAAGCGCCUUCGAGCUGCCCAGCUCGGUGCCGGCUACGUGCUUCCAGCAGAUCCUCUCCUUUUGCUACACGGGGAAGCUGACCAUGGCGGCCAGCGAGCAGCUGGUGGUGAUGUACACGGCGGGCUUCCUGCAGAUCCAGCACAUUGUGGAGAAAGGGACGGAUUUGAUGUUCAAAGUCAGCUCCCCGCACUGUGACUCUCAAACGGCCAUGACCGAAGAGGCUGGCGGCUCGGAGCCCCAGAGCCCCUGCAACCCCGUGCAGAUGCCCUCCAUGCCUUACGUCAUGUCCCCUUCGCUGCCCAUCCCGCUCCUCACCCGGGUCAAGCACGAGAACCUGGAGCAGCAGGCGCCGCUGCCGGCCAAGCGGGCCUUGGAGGGGGGCCUGCGCGACGCGGCGGCGGGGGGCUCCUCCAGCACCACGGCGGUGAAGCUGUCCCGCGUCUCCUACUACGGGGUGCCCAGCCUCGGCCCGCUCAUCUCCAGCAUCCCGCAGGCGCCGUACGGCCAGGGGGAGCGGACGAGUCCCGGGGCCAGUAGCAUCCCAACCACGGACAGCCCCACGUCGUACCACAACGAAGAGGAUGAGGAAGAUGACGAAGCCUACGACACCAUGGCGGAAGAGCAAUACGGGCAGAUGUACAUCAAGUCCACGGGGGGCUACGCAGGGCCUCCAGAGAAGACGGAGCAAAUCCCCGUGGAGAGCCGCUCCUGCGUCCUCAUCCGGCGUGAUCUGGUAGCUCUUCCGGCCAGCCUGAUCAGCCAGAUUGGUUACCGCUGCCACCCGAAGCUCUACUCGGAAGGCGAUCCUGGAGAAAAACUUGAAUUGGUUGCAGGUUGUAUUGUCAGAAUUUUGCCCCCAGUUUCAAGGAGAGCGAGAUGAACGUCAUCGCGGCCGACAUGUGCACGAACGCCCGCCGGGUGCGGAAGCGGUGGCUGCCCAAGAUUAAGUCCAUGCUGCCCGAGGGGAUGGAGAUGUACCGCUCCGUCAUGGGCUCCACCACCGCCAACGUCCUCCUGGACCCCGAAUUCCAGCCGUCCAGCGCGCAGAUGUUUGAGCAGCGGAUCUAUGCAGAGAGGAGAGGGGAUUCCGGGACGAUUGUGGCCCUCAGAACUAACACCGUCACGGUCGACCGGAGCAACGGGACCGGCCCUUUGUUUGAGCCGAGCGAGGAGGGCGAAGGGGCCGGCUCGGUCAUCCAGGAGUCGGCUGGCCCAGAAGCCAUGGCUUCCGAUACCCAAAGCACCUCACAGCCCUUCGAAGAAGGAUCGGGGUCCCCCGGGCGGCCGGAAACUCCUGCGGGGCGGCCGGAGGCGGCCUACGGGGCCCCCUUAUGAACUAGACCGCCGAGGGUGGAGUCUACCGCCCUCUGGAAGGAUCUGUAACCCUAAAGCUGCUUGCAUGUUCUUAUUAAUUACCAGAAGCAAAACGAAACCAAUCCCAUUACGAUCAAAC
Messenger RNA from Thamnophis sirtalis, 1699 nucleotides. NCBI's taxonomy places the organism in Eukaryota, Metazoa, Chordata, Lepidosauria, Squamata, Natricidae. The record is from RefSeq and is a predicted model, not a curated record.